Klebsormidium nitens is the source of this 1315-nucleotide messenger RNA. Lineage: Eukaryota; Viridiplantae; Streptophyta; Klebsormidiophyceae; Klebsormidiales; Klebsormidiaceae. The record is from the annotation of a GenBank genome assembly.
GGGGGCCGAGCCUGCGGGACAGCCAGCGCAAUCUGCUGGACAGCAUGGCCUCGCCGCAGCGCGGCCUGGCCGCCAGCCACGACCCGUCCACCUGGCAGAUGAGCAGCCUGGCGGAGGUGCAGGACGCGGACGGCGCCGCAGCGGGCGGCCUCGACGACGAUGACGGCGGCGGCGGCGCACAGCAGCAGCAGCAGGAUGACGAGCAGGACGACGAUCCGCUGCCGGCGAUCCUGAACCUCAAGAUCGCGGGCGAGGCCGUGCUGGGCGGCAAGCUGACCGCGUGCGGCCACUCCGUGUACGGCAGCUCGCUCUGCUACUUCCAGUGGGUGCGGCACAAGCAGGACGGCGCGGCGUACCUCAUCGAAGGUGCGAAGCAGCCCGAAUACCUGGUGAGCGCGGACGACGCGCGCUGCCAGAUCACCGUCGAGUGCCUCCCCGUCGACGACCGCGGGCGCAAGGGCGAGGUGGUCAACGCCGCGGCCAACAACGGCGAGCCCAUUCCCAUUGACGAGGCGACGUCCAGUUUGCUGACGGGGUACGCGGCGAGCGGCAAGGCGCGCUUCACGGUGCUGGACGCGCACAACAACGUGGAACACGAGCUGUGCAUCGAGCGGCGCAGCCUGGCCAUCAAGCGCGGCAGCCACGGCGUGAUCAAGGAGCCGUACAGCGGCGAGGUGCAGGCGGAGAUCGCGGUGAACGAGGCCACCGUGCUGCUCAUCCACAUCAGCGGCGGGCGGCGCAUGGACCUCGACUGCAUCGACAACCGCGCCCGCGACCUCGCCGUGCUCACGCUGCGCCACUUUGUCGACGCGCACCUCCAGUACCAGGACGAGAAGACUCGACGGCGAGGCUUCUUCUCGCGCCGAUGAGGGGCGCGCGCCGCCUCUGCCGUUGACAGGCAGGCUCGUGUUGCUCUUGCGGAUGCCGCUGUCCUGUACCCUUGUGAAUAUCCCGUAGCAGACCCACCGUGCGGGUGGUUCGAGUACUCCGUCCGACAGCCACGUCUACAGAAGUAUGUAAACCAAGUUUGGCAAGUGGAGAGUCCUUGCUACUGGAGCACGCGUCUGUCCCUAACCGGGGAUCUCAAAGCGAAUAGUUGCAAGGACGGGCCGCUCAUGCGAGCGGUGAGUCUCCCGUUACCAUACAAAGUCUGAGCUUAAAUUUGUAUUGCGCCUGAACUGAUUUCUUCCGGCCGUGCACGAUGAACUAGAUGUGGUGCGUGCAUGCUUUGUUGCUAAUGAAAUCGAUGCCUUUCGCGAGCUAAAGGGAGGGUGAGGUCGGAAUAUAUAUGAAGGCGUUUUACAUGCAGACGAGC